Raphanus sativus (radish) is the source of this 3948-nucleotide messenger RNA. RefSeq names its product FHA domain-containing protein PS1. The transcript has 6 exons. Gene Ontology annotation, molecular function: protein binding. NCBI's taxonomy places the organism in Eukaryota, Viridiplantae, Streptophyta, Magnoliopsida, Brassicales, Brassicaceae. The record is from RefSeq and is a predicted model, not a curated record. Gene Ontology annotation, cellular component: nuclear membrane. Bases 56 to 3754 code for a protein of 1232 amino acids.
UUCGAUAAAUCUCUCUCUCUCUCUCUCUCUCUAUCUGGCUCUUAGGGUUUUAUCGAUGAAGGAGGUCAAAGAAGAGAAGGCGAUGGAGAACCAACGAGUCCGGGAGAAGAUGAUCCCCGUCUUCACUGUGCUAAAAAACAGCGCGAUUCUCAAAAACAUAUUCGUCGUCAACAGAUCCGAUUCCUCUUCGCCGGAGAGAAACGGUAACGCUGUUUCCGAUGACGACGACGAGGUGGAGGAGAUUCUGCUCGUCGGUCGUCAUCCAGACUGCGAUAUUCUUCUAACGCAUCCUAGCAUCAGCAGAUUCCACCUGCAGAUCCGCUCUCUCCCCUCUCGUCAGAAACUCUUCGUCACGGAUCUCUCCUCUGUUCAUGGGACGUGGGUUGCGGAUCAGAAAGUUGAGGCAGAUGCUUGUGUUGAGGUGAAAGAAGGUGAUGUUAUUAGGAUUGGUGGUUCAACUAGGAUCUAUAGGCUUCAUUGGAUUCCACUGAGUCGUGCCUAUGAUACUGACAAUCCAUUUGUUUCACCCAUGGUUGCACAUCAGUCACUAACGCAGUCAGGUGAUGAUGGAGAUGGAGGAAGUGGUUCAUCAGUAGUCCCUAGUGAGGAUGAGGAUACAACAAGGGAAGUUUUGUUGCCAGUUGCACCUCCAAGUGUUUCGUCACUACCUAGAGAUUCUGUCAAUACAGAAAAGCUACAAUCCAGUGAAGAUUUGCAGAUUUCAUCAAAGUGGGAGUUGGAUGUUGAAGAUGCUGCAGCAGAAAUGCCAGUUACUAGCUGUGAUAGCUACCCGGAGGCCUUGGCUUGUUCUGAACCUGAAGUUUCUGCAGAGGCUGAUAAAUUGGGUGUCAGAGGAGACGGUGGUCUGCUUCUGGAUGUGAUGUCAGAGAUGAUUGAGUCACUAGUUGCUAAUGCGGAGGAUGAUCCAUAUCUAGCUGCAGAGGAGACUUCUUCGCUUCCACUCCCACGAGAUUCUACUGAGACAGAGGAUCUACAGCUCACAGAUGUUUUCCAGGCUUCACCAGAAUUGGACGUCAAUAUUAUAGAAGCCAACACAGAAAAUUCAAGUAGCUGCAGCUCCCUAAAAAUGCCAGUUACCAGCUGUGAUAGCUACCCGGAGGCCCUGGCUUGUUCUGAACCUGAAGUUCCUGCAGAGGCUGAUGAACUGGGUGUCAGAGGAGACGGUGGUCUGCUUCUGGAUGUGAUGUCAGAGAUGAUUGAGUCACCAGUCGCUAAUGGGGAGGAUGAUCCAUAUCUAGCUGCAGAGGAGACUUCAUCGCUUCCACUCCCACGAGAUUCCACUGACACAGAAGAUCUACAGCUCACAGGUGUUGUCCAGGCUUCACCAGAGUUGACCGUAGAUAUUAUUGAAGCCAACACAGAAAAUUCAAGUCGCUGCAGCUCCCUAAAAAAGGCACAGAUUGAUGGUGUCUUUAAAGACUCAGGUUGUGCUUCUUUUGAAUUGGCUGCAGAGGCUGAGACUUUGAGCCUUUGUCAAGAAGUCUGUGGAGAAAAUGAGUGUGACACCAAGCAAGUAAUGGAAGUAUAUGCUGAACCACUAACCGAGGCUGAAAAUCAGAUUCACGUACACAAUGGAGAAAUUGAGGUAUCUCCCAGUUCCUCUUCUCAAUCUGACCGAGUUUUAACUGAAGAUGGUAUAAGCGAUGAUGCACUGUCUCAGAUGAAUAGCUCUAGGAGCGGUAAAGCUGCUUCUGUUCCAUUACUUGAAGCCUCAGGUUGUUCUGCAUUUGAACUGGCUGCAGAGGUUGUGAUUAUGAGCCCUCGUCAAGAAGUCAGCGAAGAAAUAGGUUUUGUGACAGAGAAAAUACAGGAAGCAUCUUCCGAACCACUAGCUAAAGCUGACAUUCAGAGCAACGAAGAGGAUGAAGUUACUGAGGUCUUUAGGCCAGUGCCAGUUAUUGAAGUAUCUUCCUCUCCUCAGAUUGAGCCAAAGUUAAUAAGAGAUGCCCGAGACCACUUAGACUCUGAAGUAGCUAUAGAGACCGACAGUCAGAACCUACACAAAAAUGGCAACAGAGAGACCAGGAUCAGUUCAAGUGAAGUCAGUACAGUACCUGAUUGUUUGUUCGCUGGCAAGACAGGAGAUAUCCAAAGUCUAUGGUCGAGUUGGCAGAUACUUCCCGAGAGUGAACUCGUCGAUCUAUCUGACAUCUUGAGUGAAGUGAACCUUGCAGGAGAUCAGAACAAAAUAUCAGCGACGAGCAGAGAGACUGAACAAAUAGAUGAUGAUGGGAGAAGCUCGUGCCAUUCGGAGGAACAAAAACAGAGUGGUACACAAAGUUUCUUGUUAACACAAAAUCAGGAAUCCAAAACAGAAAUUUCAUUUGGCUCUGGGACAUCUGAAGACUCUUACGGCCUAAUUAGCGAAAUAGAGGGAAAAGGAAAUACCGAUAAGGAGGAUACAAAACUGACUGAAAAACUGCCUUCUGAUUAUACUGAAAGUCAAGAAAACCAGAGCCCCCAAACACUAGCUGUACUGUCUGAGAUGGAUAGCUCAAGAAGCUCCGCGAGAAGAUUGAGCACAAGCAACAUUUGGUCUAGGAGGGGGAAAGCUGCUUCUGUUCUUCACGUCCGGACCGAGAAGAGUGAAGGAAAGCAAAAACAGAUGGGGAAACCAAAAUCCCAGUUGCAGAGAAAACAGGCUUUAAGUGAUAAGCCUAGUUAUCUGAAACUAGAACCAGAGAUCUUUACUCCUGACAAGGAGAAUCUGACCCCAAACUCUCAUAUGCUUAAACGCUUGCGAGAAGUUGGUGAGAUUAAGGAUACUAAAGGUUCCUCGGUCAAACAGAAACAAGAUGUUCACUGCAUGAGCAGCAAGUCAAAGGUAGCGCAUGAGCCCGUGGCACAAAAAAAGAAAACUGAAAGAGCACCUUUUCAACAUCUGCUUGACAAAUCUUCGUCCCAGAGCCUAUCAUACACCGAGGCUUCUUCUACUGCAGCAGCACGAAACAACAUUUCAGGGGGCGUUCGUUUUUCUUCUAACCUUUCUGAUGGUAAGAACAAGAUGAAGUGGACCAUUGUGUUGGACACUUCUUCCCUCCUCAACAAGGAAUCUAGGAAGCCAUUGCACCUACUACAAGGUCUCAAGGGGACACAUAUUGUCGUACCAAGAACAGUGUUAAGGGAACUAAAUGAGAUGAAGCGCGCUCGCUGUCUGCUGUUUAGUAGAACAGCUGAGAUGGCUUCCUCGGCUCUGGAUUGGAUUGAAGAGUGUAAAGUUAGUACCAAAUGGUGGAUUCAACUCCAAAACCCAUCAGAGGAAACUAGAGCAACUGCACCAACACCACCGGUCACUUCUCAGUCAAAUGGAGAUUCAUUUCCGUUUUCACUUGACUGCAAUAGUUAUGCACCGGAGAUCGAUUCUCCUACAUCAGAAGAUCAAGUUCUCGAAUGUGCACUUCUUCACAGAAACCGUAACAUAGAUGCCCAACUCGUUGUUCUUAGCAACGAUGUAACUCUCAAGAUCAAAGCCAUGGCAAAGGGUGUAAUGUGCGAGACGGCUCAUGAGUUCUACGAGAGUCUGAAGAAUCCGUUCUCGGAGAGGUUUAUGUGGCCAGAGAGUUUGCCGAGAGGAAGGACUUGGAGUCACGCAGACGACACUGUGUUGAGAGAAAGGUACGACAACCGAAAGCUAACGUUCAAUGGAGGAAGAAGAGGAGAGAGUGGUGCAACAGCAGCAAAAGGCUUGAAGCUCAUACUGCUCUAUAACUCUCACUAUGGCCACAGUCGUUGAUGCAUCUCUCUUUCUCUUUUUCGUUCUCAAAUUUCCUGGAAGCCAAAUCAUUUCAACUCUAUUACACAUGGGAUUUUUUUUUUUUUUUUAGAAUAAUGACAUUUUCAUAUCAUAGUGACCUUUUGUUGUUGUGGAAUUACAUUUGUCUUCCAGCUAUGGCUAUUUUUAUACCGACGAAAAUUAGAAUGCUUAAA